Molecule: messenger RNA, 468 nt
Organism: Acanthosepion pharaonis
Lineage: Eukaryota; Metazoa; Mollusca; Cephalopoda; Sepiida; Sepiidae
Source: the annotation of a GenBank genome assembly
AUGCCUCAGCCAUCCAUUACUCCACCAUGCCUCAGGCAUCCAUUAAUCCACCAUGCCCUCCAUUAUCCACUAUGCUCCACCAUGCCCCAGGUAUCCAUUACUCCACCAUGCCUCAGCCAUCCAUUACCCAAAUGCCCAGCCAUCCACACCCACCAUGCCUCAGCUAUCCAUUACUAUACCAUGCCUCAGCUAUCCAUUAUUCCACAAUGCCUCAGCUAUCCAUUAAUCCACCAUGCCUCAGCUCUUACUUACACCACCAUACCUCAGCUACCCAUUAAUCCACCAUGCCUCAGCUAUCCAUUAUUCCACCAUGACUCAGCUAUCCAUUACUCCACCAUAUCUCAGAUAUCCAUUAAUCCAGCAUGCCUAAGGUAUCCAUUACUGCACCAUGCCACAGCUAUCCAUUACUCCACCAUGACUCACCUAUCCAUUACUCCACCAUACCUCAGCUAUCCAUUAAUCCACUAA